Messenger RNA from Closterium sp. Naga37s-1, 374 nucleotides. NCBI's taxonomy places the organism in Eukaryota, Viridiplantae, Streptophyta, Zygnematophyceae, Desmidiales, Closteriaceae. The record is from the annotation of a GenBank genome assembly.
CGCUUGAGCCAAGAGUACUCCUGGUUCCAAGUGGCGAGGACGUAGCGGCGCGGAUAUUCAUGUUGUCGCGCGAGGAGGGCAGGGCGGUGUGUGUGCUCUCCGCCAAUGGCUCCGUGCUCCCCCCCUCCCUCUCUGGCCCCGCUGCCGCCCUGCCUGCCACGCCACACGCGGGCGCACUGGACGUGGUGUCGCUGGCGGGCUCAUACGUGCCGGACGACCCCGCUGAUGCCUCCAGCCGCAUGGGAGGGCUCACUGCCACCCUUGUGGGCGCUGACGGCCGCGUGCUGGGGGGCACUGUAGCCUCCCCACUGGUUGCUUUCUCCACCGUGCAGGUGACAGUGCUACUUUUUCCAGUUGAGCCCAUGGGCACCUGA